Molecule: messenger RNA, 5309 nt
Organism: Scaptodrosophila lebanonensis
Lineage: Eukaryota; Metazoa; Arthropoda; Insecta; Diptera; Drosophilidae
Gene: cwo
Product: transcription factor cwo
Exons: 4
Coding region: 2245-4098 (617 amino acids)
Biological process (GO): regulation of transcription by RNA polymerase II; regulation of neurogenesis; regulation of circadian rhythm
Cellular component (GO): nucleus
Molecular function (GO): DNA-binding transcription factor activity, RNA polymerase II-specific; RNA polymerase II cis-regulatory region sequence-specific DNA binding; protein dimerization activity
Source: RefSeq, a predicted model, not a curated record
GAAUAACUACGAAGUAAGCGUUUUGCUGAACAACAAAAUAUAAAAAAGCAACAGUAGCAGCAACAACAAAAUUUUGUAUAUACAUAUGUACAUAUAUAAAGUGUUAUUGUAGUGAUAUAUACACAUGCACGCACGCACAAAUAACAGCACAGCAACUACAACAAAAUACGCCACUCGAAUGUGCUGGUAAAAUUCCACUGUGAAACGAAGGAAGUUGUGUAUUAAUAAAACAAAUAAAAUAAAGCCGCGUAUAACAGAAAUUAAUAAAGAAAAUUGUGUUUGCCAAGCCAAAACGUGUAAAUUGAAGAGCAGAGUAUAAAGGCAAAAAGCCAGACGCACAUAUACGUACAUACAUAUACAUAUGUAUAUACAUUUAGUCGUGCGAUAAAUCCAAUCACGUUUUCGACAUUUUUUGUCGUUUUGUUGGCGCCCCGUGAGCGAGCGAGUUUUAUGCGUGAGUGUAAAGAAAUUUCAAGGUUUUGCAACGCGUGGGCAAAAGUCAAAACGGGCGGUGUCUAUUGUCGCCCGCAGAAAAUUACAAGUUAAGUCAAACAGCAGCACGAAAAUUUGUUAUAUUUAAUGCUAGAAAAGCCGCAAAAAACGCGCUGCCAACGUGCUUGAAAUUAUUAAGCGGCGCGCCCAUAAAAACAAAACACAAAUAAAACGUUUGGUAAUUAUCAGUUCAGCUUAUCUCAGCUCAAUACAUACAUAUGUAUGUACGUCCACGUUAUCAGCUGAAGUAGUACAUAAACAAAGAGCUGAUAAGAGUACCUCUGUCUGCUGGCCAACAACAGGCUUAUCUUACGACAAGAAAAUCAUUUUUUGAAAAAUAAAAAAAAUUGCUUUAGAAACAAGUAUAUAAAUAAAUACCAAAUGUUAUGCUAAAUUUAGAACAACAAUUGCAAGUGUAUGAACGCAGCCACGACGGCAAGGAGUUGCGGAUAUUGUGUUACUCUUAAACGUGAACGACAAAGAAAAAAACGUGUGAUAAAAUUGUACCUAAAAGCAAGGUAGUGAAACAAAAAAUUAUAAAAUAACAACAACAAACGAAACCACCUUGUGUAACUAAAGUGAACCCACCUGAAAUAGCACCAAGUCAGCCGACAAGUCAUCGGAGUAGUCGCCGCAGCCAUCGCUGAAUUCGCCGGCAGCGACAACCUGUUUGCUGUCAUAUUUUUGUCGCCGUCGCCGUGUCGUGCUCACUUCGUGCGCUCUUUACUCACUCGGUUUCGCCGGUGUGUUUUUAUCUUUUGACUACUUUUCUGCAUUGACGUAAACAACACCUUCCACCAUUCCACCGCAACUGCAAGCAACGUUGACGACGUCGCAGCAGCAGCACCUCCAACAUCAGCAGGCAGGCAUAGCAUAUACCGCCGCCAUUUUGCCCAGGGUCGCCGCCGUCGCCGUUGCCGCCAGCAGCAGCAGCCGCCGCCACACUAUGGAGCCUUCUUAUUGGAGCGAGGCGAACGGACAUGCCGCCCAUGCGGUUAAAUACGAGAGCCAAGUGCCAACUUGGGGCGCACAAAUUGGUCGGUGGUGGUCUCUAAGCUGAUUUUGAAUGCCAUAUCUACACGGAGCAGGGACAAACUGAAAGACUGAAAGUUUGCUUCAGAUACUCGUAGUCGGCCCCAAACUAAUUGAUGCCGUCCCCAGCGUCAGACACUGUGUGAAAAGCAUUCGAUUUUCUUUAAAUUGAUCCGAUAUGCACAUUUAAUAAACUUGUUUUCUCUCUUGCAGCAUAUUUAUAUAUGAUUUUACCACAUACUCUUAGUACUUUAUAAGCGUCAUUUAAUUUUUGAUUUGAAACGAAAUAAAGUUCUCAACAAACACACUACAUUUAAUCUAAACACAUAAUCCUAAACUAAUUAUAUUUAAGUCACUAGCUUUAAGUGAGUUUAAGUUAUGCGCCUAAUAAAUGCAUUACUAAAAAAAACAACAACCAAAAAACAAACAAAUACAAAAACAAAAUGAACAAAUCUUUGAACAAAAUUUGGACUUAUUUGUAUUUCUUACCUUCCCCCUUCUUUUUGCAUAUGAAACAAACAAACAAAUCGCAAACGAACAAAAUAUAGCGAAGCAGCAGUCUCCAGUUUUCCUUAUUGCACAGAAUCUAGCUUAAAUUUUUCAACAUCAGGCACAGCGUACAGCGAGGAUGAUGCAGAAUAUGCCACCGGAAGACGUAAUAAAACUUCGAGGCAAGACCCUCUGUCGCACCGCAUCAUUGAGAAACGCCGCCGAGACCGCAUGAACUCCUGCCUGGCCGAUUUGUCACGCCUUAUACCGCCACAGUAUCAACGCAAGGGGCGCGGACGGAUCGAGAAGACCGAAAUUAUCGAGAUGGCCAUUCGUCACCUCAAGCAUCUGCAGAGCGAAUGUAUGCAGAAGGAGAGCGAAUAUCGGAGCGGCUAUAUGGACUGCAUGAAGGAGGCCGCCAAAUUUCUAUACGACAGUCAAAUGCAGGACUUUUGCUAUCGCUUGCUGACACGUCUGCAGGAGCACAUCGACGAAGUGUUUAAGGCCGAUUGCUACAAGUCAUCGCGUGGUAGUUGCCACAUGCCCGACAAUGUGAGCGCCUCCAGCGGCAGUCCGCAUCAGGCUUAUCAUCCACCACUGUGCCAUCUGCGCGACAUGCUGGCCACCUCGGAUGUGGAGCACAGCAACGAUCACAAUGAUGUGAAGGACUUGAGUUUUCGCAACCAUAUCAAUCAGCUGCAUCGCAAUCAGCAGGCUGCCGUGGCAGCUGCGGCCGCUGCAGUUGUGGCCAAUGGCAGCGCCUCCAAUACCAGCGUAGAGAGUCCACAAAAGGUCAAUGGUGGCGCUUUGAGCAUCACAGGGAACUCCGAUAAUAUACCCACCAAUUCCACGGCUCCGGCUAGUGUAAUGGCCGCCGCAUCUGGCAGUAACACGGCCAGUUCCACCACUUCGCAUGCAUCGAGCUCAUUGACGAUCACCAAGUCAUCGACGUCGAAUGUGGUAGGAACAGGGGCGGGAGGAGCGACAGCCACACCGACGACACAACAGCCGCACCAGGCGCCCGUCAUCACGUCUACGGCACCCGCCUCGCUGCAUCAUCACACGGACUCUAGCCAGCAUGAUUUUGAUUCAUCGCGAGAGCCACUUCUGCACGCAGACACCUCGAACAUGCAUUCGCCACCGCCGCGGGAUUCGUUACUGCACCACCAUCAUCACCAUGCCCAUCUGGGACACAGUCAUCACACCACGGACAGCUUGCUGUCGGUGCGCAUGCGCAACUACUCGGAAUCAUCGCACGAAAUAGAGCACAACAACAACUAUAAGUACAAGAAUCACAUUAAGGAGCGCUUUGUGCACGAACUGCAUGACGAGGAGACGUCUAGUGAGCAUUGUCCAGCCCCGCCGCAUCUACAGAGCGACCAUUCCCACAUGCAUGCCCUGUCGGAGCACUCCAAAGACGGCACCGAGCCUGAAAUUGCACCCAUUAUGGCCAAGAAACGCAAAUUGGCCGAAGCGGCAGCCAAUGGUGAGUUGCUUCCUGACGCGAAUACCAAUUCGGCAGCCAGCACCAUUAUCGGCGGCCCCGGUGGUCGUGCACCACUCGUCCUGGUGCGCGAUGAGAAGCCUUCGUUUUCGUUUAGUGAUAUUAAAGCGGAGCUUCACAACAACAACUCAAAUUCCAGUCCACUCAUGGCUAAAAUGGCCGCUGCGGCGCAAUUAGGCACCCCAAGCAGCACCACCGCACCUCUACCCCCGCGCCACUCCUUCGCCGUGCCCAUUUUUGCACUGCACGGCCAGGGGAACUACUAUGUGCCCCUCAACGUGGACUACAAUGUCCUGGUGCCUUUCCUCAAUGGCGUCGACCUGCUGGAGAAGAGCUACACCACCAUGCCGGUGGUGCAUCCCAUCAAUAUCAAUGUGAACUUUAUGCCCAACACAACGUCGGCUUCGCUAUUAGCCGCUGCGGCCGCUGCUGCUGCCGUUGCUGCUGGCAAGCAGCAAGUCGGCUCUGCCACGCCCCUCAACGUCGCUGGUUCCAAUUCAACUGUGGCUCAAGCUGCUGCAGCGGCAGCGGCCGCUGUGGCCAAAGCAAAGCUCGAGCAGACCAUCAGCAACAGUUGGUGAAGUGAACUCCUGUGGCAUGGGGCUGGAUAAUAGGAAAGGAACAACUCUACCUCAGUAAUUCUGUGAAUAAUCAUUAAAUGAUUAAUCUCAACAAAAAUCAUGAAAUAAAAACAAAUAACCUGUUUAACUGUUUGAGAUGCCAAGCGCAGGGCGCGGGCUGACGCACCCACAACACACAUAUAAACAUACAUAUGUAUACACACCCACAAUCACAACCACCCACACCGCAUAUAGAACGUGGCCCGCCAUUGCGUUUUACUGUAGAAAUAUUUUUGUAAAAUACACUAUUUUAUUAGAAAUGAGAAGACGUAGAGACAGCUUAGAAACGCUCGCCUCUUCUGCCUUGAAGGUGCCGAAGGCAUAUCCAUUGAUCUGCUAAUAUGCUAUAUAGUAACUGUUAACUGUGUAGAAUGUGGCGACAUUUGAUUUAAUUACAAACAAACAAAACAAGUCAAAGCUAUUCGCUAGUUGUUAAAUAGUUGGAAAAUAUACACCUACGAGUAUAUCUAUGUACAAAUUAUAUACAUGGAUAGAUGUCUAGGAAUAUUGUGCAGGCCAGAGCCAGAAUGCGUCGCUUACUAAUCUGCAACCAUGAUGCCAAGAGUCCCACGCUAAAGAAAUCUAAUAGAUUUUAAAAACUUUUGAAAAGGAAUAAUAACAAUACCAACAAACAAAAGAACAUUGUGAAUUAUAUGUAUGUAUUUUUUAGGUAUUUAAUAAUUUUAGUCUCUAAAUUAAUUAAUUAGUGUUGUGGUUUCAAAUCAGGUAGUUUCUAAUUUAACUUGGCGCGUGAAGCUGGUUUUGAAAAUUACACACGUAUGUAUAUGCAGAAACAAAAACCACUAGUCAACAAAUUCUAAGACAACAACAACAAAAUCGUGAAAAAGAACUAUAUUUUAACAAAUAAUAUGUAUAUGUAUGUUAUGUUUAGUGACAAGUUAUGUUAAGUUUGUUAGACCGUAAGCGCCGAAGCCGCUUAGCAGCUUCUUGAAAAGCUUUCAAAACGCACCAAUUUUCAUUUUCGAAAUGCGGUCCUAAGUAAAUGCAUAUAAAAUAUACAAUAUACUUGUAAGUAUGUCUGUUUGUAUGUUUAUCUAACUGUUAAGUAUAGUUACUGUUUUUGUUAGUUACAACAAAUUCAAGAGAAAUUGAAAAUCGUGUCAUUUUUAUAAAAAAAAAAAAAAAACUAAUAAAACGUUUUUGAAAAACUC